CGGAUAGGCUCUGUCACUGCUGAUACGCGCGAUCAGGAAGGGUGAGAGAUAGAGGGAGAGCGAGAGAAAGAGGGGCAGUGUGAGUGGUGAUGGCCAUGAGAGUUGCUUCUUCCGGUGGCAGAUUAGGAUUCCGGCCGAUGAUGGAGAGGGCAGCGAGAGGCGGGCGUUACUUCAGCGAGAUGAAGGGCAAAGUCCUCAGCGACGAAGAACGGGCGGCUGAGAACGUUUAUAUUCAGAAAAUGGAGAGGGAGAGGAUGGAGAAGCUGAAGCAGAAGGCUGAGAAAGAGAAGCACUCGGAGCAGGAGAAGAAGCCUGCUGAAGAAGGUCACAAAGGCUAAUUUGUCCGAUGAAGGCAAUGCUCUGGGCAGGAGUUUGAUCUUCCUAUAAGCUCUAUGAAUGAUUUUGUACAUGAUCUUUCUAGUGUUUUAUGAAUAAACUGUACAUGAUGUACGCAGUGUUGGUUGGCUUCUUUUGCCAUAUCCAACACUGUUGACUUGUAGCACUCAAUUUUAAGUUUGUUUUCUCUGAAUUGUGGGUUAAAAUCCCUUUUCCAUGGAUACUUCUUCAUUUGAUAAAAACGGACAUCAGGGGCUUUACCAGCAGGUAGUUCCUUUUGUGGA
Messenger RNA from Nymphaea colorata (pocket water lily), 620 nucleotides. RefSeq lists its product as uncharacterized. The transcript has 3 exons. The record is from RefSeq and is a predicted model, not a curated record. Gene Ontology annotation, molecular function: ATPase inhibitor activity. NCBI's taxonomy places the organism in Eukaryota, Viridiplantae, Streptophyta, Magnoliopsida, Nymphaeales, Nymphaeaceae. Gene Ontology annotation, biological process: negative regulation of ATP-dependent activity. The coding region runs from base 90 to 338 and encodes 82 amino acids. Gene Ontology annotation, cellular component: mitochondrion.